Molecule: messenger RNA, 315 nt
Organism: Melampsora larici-populina 98AG31
Lineage: Eukaryota; Fungi; Basidiomycota; Pucciniomycetes; Pucciniales; Melampsoraceae
Exons: 2
Coding region: 1-315 (104 amino acids)
Source: RefSeq, a predicted model, not a curated record
AUGAUCUUUGGAAUGAAAAAUCUUGCCACAAAUGAUCCAGUUUGGGAAGUCACUUGCUUUCAAGAACGUGUUGCCAAACUUGAACAUGUGGCUUGUUGCUUGAAAGGCCGGCCCAAUCCUAAACAGCAAUCCACAGGUGGAAGUGGUCCUAGAGAUCAGACUUUCAAUCUGGGUAGUCCAAGGGGUGCCUUGGAAAGCCCCACAUAUGCUUGCCCGCACUUGCUAUCUGUCAGCAGCGUGCCAUGGAGUCCAACACCAACUGAAAUUCAACUAUGCUUGAUAUUGCACAGGGGGAGUGUUGUCCAAAACCAAUAG